Messenger RNA from Meriones unguiculatus (Mongolian gerbil), 11170 nucleotides. RefSeq names its product HECT, C2 and WW domain containing E3 ubiquitin protein ligase 2 (gene Hecw2). NCBI's taxonomy places the organism in Eukaryota, Metazoa, Chordata, Mammalia, Rodentia, Muridae. The coding region runs from base 173 to 4939 and encodes 1588 amino acids. Gene Ontology annotation, molecular function: protein binding; ubiquitin-protein transferase activity. The transcript is spliced from 29 exons. Gene Ontology annotation, biological process: regulation of dendrite morphogenesis. The record is from RefSeq and is a predicted model, not a curated record.
CUUGCUUCUCCCCACUUCCGCUCGGCCAGGCUCCCCGGUCCCCGACGUGCAGGCGGCCCCCAACCCAGCGCCCCCCAGCGCGGUGCGGGCAGAUGCCGCCUCGGCGCCUAGCGGGCACGGCGGCGGCGCGGCCGGAGCUUUGUAGGAAACCAACCUCAGAGAGGCAGACGGGAUGGCUAGCUCAGCCCGGGAGCACUUGCUUUUCGUGCGGCGCCGAAACCCGCAGAUGCGCUACACGCUGAGCCCAGAGAACCUCCAGAGCCUGGCAGCGCAGAACUCAAUGCCGGAGAACAUGGCCCUGCAGCGUGCCAACAGUGACACGGACCUGGUGACUUCCGAGAGCCGCUCCAGCCUGACGGCCAGCAUGUACGAAUACACGCUGGGGCAAGCCCAGAACCUCAUCAUCUUCUGGGACAUCAAGGAAGAGGUAGACCCCAGCGAUUGGAUUGGACUCUAUCACAUAGAUGAGAAUUCUCCGGCCAACUUCUGGGAUUCUAAAAACAGGGGUGUGACUGGAACCCAAAAAGGACAAAUUGUAUGGAGAAUUGAGCCUGGGCCCUACUUCAUGGAACCGGAGAUCAAAAUCUGUUUCAAAUACUACCAUGGCAUUAGUGGGGCCCUGCGAGCCACAACCCCCUGCAUUACUGUGAAGAACCCGGCUGUGAUGAUGGGGGCAGAAGGCAUGGAAGGAGGUGCCUCAGGAAGUCUGCACUCUAGGAAACUCGUUAGCUUCACUUUGUCAGAUCUCAGGGCAGUUGGGCUCAAGAAAGGGAUGUUCUUCAAUCCUGACCCUUAUCUUAAGAUGUCCAUUCAGCCAGGGAAGAAGAGCAGUUUCCCAACCUGUGCCCACCACGGGCAGGAGAGAAGGUCCACGAUCAUCAGCAACACAACCAACCCCAUCUGGCACAGAGAGAAAUACUCCUUUUUUGCACUUUUAACUGAUGUCUUAGAAAUUGAAAUUAAAGACAAAUUUGCCAAGAGCCGUCCGAUCAUCAAGCGCUUCCUGGGGAAACUGACCAUCCCGGUGCAGAGGCUGCUGGAGAGGCAGGCCAUCGGUGAUCAAAUGCUCAGCUACAACCUUGGCAGAAGGCUCCCAGCUGACCACGUGAGCGGCUACCUCCAGUUUAAAGUGGAAGUCACGUCCUCUGCUCAUGAAGAUGCAUCUCCAGAGGCCGUAGGCACCAUUCUCGGGGUCAGCACUGUGAACGGAGACCUGGGCAGCCCAUCUGAUGACGAGGAUAUGCCGGGGAGCCACCAUGACAGCACUGUCUGUGCUAACGGGCCAGUGUCUGAGGACAGCGCUGCUGAUGGGACCCCCAAGCAUUCUUUCAGGACUAGCUCUACUCUGGAGAUCGACACAGAGGACUUAAUCUCUACUUCCUCAAGAAACUCACCUCCCAGGGGCCGCCAGGAUUCACUCAACGAUUACUUAGAUGCUAUUGAACACAACGGCCCCUCCAGGCCAGGGGCAGCCUCCUCUUCCUCUGAGCGGUCCAUGGGAGCCUCUCCCAAGCUGAGGAGUAGUUUUCCCACUGACACAAGACUCAAUGCGAUGCUUCAUAUAGACUCAGAUGAAGAAGACCAUGAGUUCCAGCAAGACCUAGGUUACCCAUCUUCCUUGGAGGAGGAAGGAGGCUUGAUCAUGUUCAGCAGGGCAUCAAGAACUGAUGACGGGAGCUUGACAUCUCAGACCAAGCUAGAGGAUGACGAGCCUGUUGAGAAUGAGAAUGCCUCUGUGCAGGAAACCACUUCCUUAGACGAGAGGCCAGAGAAUCUUCCAGAGGUUGCAAAUGGUUCCUUGCCCUCAAGUGCAGCCCCUGACGAAAGUGAAGCAGGCCUGGAGCCUCAACCCAGUGCUGACCAGGGCAGCACUGAACUGAGUGGCUCUCAAGAGGUAGAUCUGCCCACCAGUGGUGCGGACGCUGGGGCUUCUGAUACAUCUGGAGGGAGCCACAGGGCUGCCAGCGAGACGGAGUCCCUGGACCAGGGAUCUGAACCUUCCCAGGUGUCCUCUGAGACGGAACCCAGUGACCCUGCCAGGACAGAGAGUGUGAGUGAGGCCAGCACCAGACCCGAGGGAGAGAGUGACCUGGAGGGUGCAGACAGCUCAUGCAAUGACAGCGUGACCACACAGCUGUCCUCCGUGGAGACGCGGUGCUCAUCUCUAGAGAGCGCACGAUUUCCUGAAACCCCAGCCUUUUCUUCUCAGGAGGAGGAAGAUGGGGCCUGCGCAGCCUCAGCAGCAGCAGCUGAGCCCACCAGCAGCGGCCCUGCAGAGGGGUCGCAGGAGUCCAUCUGCACCCCGGGGUCUUUACCUGCUGUGCAGGUGCCCAGCAGGGAAGAGGAAGGGCCAGGGGCUGAAGCUGCUGCUUUAUCUGAACAGGGGGAGCUGGGGGAGGUGUGGCAGAGGAGGGGGAGUGCUGAGGGAGCUGCUGCUGCUCCUGCUGCCUCUGCUGCUGCCACCACUGGGGAGAGCCAGCCCCAGGAAGAGGAGGAUGCUGGGGACACCCCUGGUGCCUGCGAAGGGGCCACUGCCCAGGAGGAAGGCGCCAUUGGAGGUUCUCAAACCAAUGGCCACCAGCCCUUGCGGUCACUACCUUCAGUGCGCCAGGACGUCAGCCGGUACCAGAGGGUGGACGAGGCUCUCCCACCAAACUGGGAGGCACGCAUUGACAGCCACGGCAGGAUAUUCUAUGUGGACCAUGUAAACAGAACCACGACGUGGCAGCGGCCGACAGCUCCCCCUGCCCCGCAGGUCCUGCAGAGAUCCAACUCCAUACAGCAAAUGGAACAGCUGAACCGGCGUUAUCAGAGCAUCCGCAGGACCAUGACGAAUGAGAGGCCUGAGGAAAACACCAGUGCUCUUGAUGGGGCAGGGGAGGAAGCCGACUUUCACCAAGCCAGCGCAGACUUCCGACGGGAGAACGUCCUGCCCCACUCUACCUCCAGAUCCAGGCUCACGCUGCUGUUACAGUCGCCCCCUGUGAAGUUCCUCAUCAGCCCAGAGUUCUUCACCGUGCUGCAUUCUAACCCUAGUGCCUACCGCAUGUUUACAAACAACACGUGUCUGAAGCACAUGAUCACCAAAGUCCGGCGGGACACCCACCACUUUGAGCGCUAUCAGCAUAACAGGGACCUUGUGGGAUUCCUCAACAUGUUUGCAAACAAGCAGCUGGAGCUACCGAGGGGCUGGGAGAUGAAACACGAUCACCAGGGCAAGGCAUUCUUCGUUGACCACAACUCCAGAACCACCACGUUCAUUGAUCCUCGGCUCCCGCUUCAGAGCAGUAGACCCACAAGCGCGCUCGUGCAUCGGCAACACCUGACGAGGCAACGCAGCCACAGUGCGGGUGAGGUAGGAGAGGAUUCUCGGCAUGCAGGACCGCCAGUUCUUCCCCGGCCAUCCAGCACGUUCAAUACAGUCAGUAGGCCGCAGUACCAGGACAUGGUGCCAGUGGCUUACAAUGACAAAAUUGUUGCAUUUUUGCGUCAACCCAACAUCCUUGAAAUCCUACAAGAGCGCCAACCUGAUCUUACCAGAAAUCACUCACUCAGGGAGAAGAUCCAAUUUAUCCGUACUGAAGGGACCCCUGGAUUGGUGCGGCUCUCAAGUGAUGCAGACCUUGUCAUGUUACUGAGUUUAUUUGAGGAAGAGAUAAUGUCCUAUGUGCCUCCACAUGCCUUACUCCACCCCAGCUACUGUCAGUCCCCGCGAGGCUCGCCUGUGUCAUCUCCCCAGAACUCACCAGGUACUCAGCGUGCCAAUGCCCGGGCUCCAGCCCCUUACAAGAGAGAUUUUGAAGCCAAACUAAGGAACUUUUACAGGAAGUUAGAAACUAAAGGAUAUGGACAAGGCCCAGGGAAAUUAAAGUUAAUUAUCCGAAGGGAUCACUUGCUGGAAGAUGCUUUUAAUCAGAUUAUGGGCUACUCCAGAAAGGACCUGCAGAGGAACAAACUGUACGUCACCUUCGUUGGGGAGGAAGGGUUGGAUUACAGUGGGCCUUCCAGAGAGUUCUUCUUCCUGGUAUCCAGAGAACUCUUUAACCCCUAUUAUGGCUUAUUUGAAUAUUCAGCCAAUGACACAUACACAGUACAAAUAAGUCCCAUGUCUGCUUUUGUAGACAAUCACCAUGAAUGGUUCCGGUUCAGCGGGAGGAUCCUCGGUCUUGCACUAAUACACCAGUAUUUGUUGGACGCCUUCUUCACACGGCCCUUCUACAAGGCUCUUCUUAGAAUCCUGUGUGACCUGAGCGAUCUAGAAUACCUUGAUGAGGAGUUCCACCAGAGUCUUCAGUGGAUGAAGGACAAUGACAUCCAUGACAUCCUAGACCUCACGUUCACUGUGAACGAAGAAGUUUUUGGACAGAUUACUGAACGAGAGUUAAAGCCAGGGGGAGCCAAUAUCCCGGUCACAGAGAAGAACAAGAAGGAGUACAUUGAGAGGAUGGUGAAGUGGAGGAUUGAGAGGGGUGUGGUGCAGCAGACAGAGAGCUUAGUUCGAGGUUUCUAUGAGGUGGUUGAUGCCAGGCUAGUAUCUGUCUUUGACGCACGAGAACUGGAGCUGGUCAUUGCUGGCACGGCUGAAAUAGAUCUCAAUGAUUGGAGAAACAACACUGAAUACAGAGGCGGGUACCACGACAAUCACAUUGUAAUCCGGUGGUUUUGGGCUGCAGUAGAACGAUUCAACAAUGAACAACGAUUGAGGUUGUUACAGUUUGUUACAGGCACAUCUAGCAUUCCCUAUGAAGGAUUUGCUUCUCUCCGAGGGAGUAAUGGCCCAAGAAGAUUCUGUGUGGAAAAAUGGGGAAAAAUCACUGCUCUUCCCAGAGCCCACACUUGUUUUAACCGCCUGGAUCUUCCUCCAUACCCUUCCUUUUCCAUGCUUUAUGAAAAACUCUUGACAGCAGUUGAAGAGACCAGUACUUUUGGACUUGAGUGACCUGGAAGCAUGAUGCUCAUCUUUCUGUGGACAGGCAGAUUCAGAAGCCAUCCUCCAGAAGAGUGAUGUAGCAUUGGUAGUCUCAAGCCUAGGCUUCCAUUAGAAGAAACUGAGUGCUGCUCUCUGGGAACACAUGCUCCUGUGUUUCAGGACUGGCUGUGAGUCCUCUUGGAAGGAUUGGAGUAAGCUUGGUGCCCAUGGAACAACCCAACAGUCUUUCAAUCAACAGUUCUUGACUGCCAAACCUUUCCCAUUUGUUAUGUUCCAAGAUAAAGACAGAUCUGCACAUUUUCAACUCCAUGUUGGCUUUUGAGAGUCGGGAGAAUCUUGAAACACUUCUGUGAAGCGAAACUGGCAGCACUGACCCAAUCUCUAAAUUAGCGCAAGUGAAAGAAUAUCAUAAAAAAAUACGUCUCCUGAAAGUACAUGUGUUUAAGCCCUAAGUUAUAACAGAAUAUUCACUUCUUGCUUAUGAGUGCCUGCAUGGUGUGCACUAUAGGUUUCAACCUUCACAGGACAAGAGUGAAAACGAAACCAAGUCAGUAUGAGGUAACUUUAAAGAUUUGCAAUAAGGUGGUCUGUGACAAUGUAUAUGCAAGUGGUAUGUGUCUAAUUAUGGCUGAAGACAAACUUAUUCAAUGAAUUACUAAUGACAGAUUUUAUGCUUUAUAAUGCAUGAAAACAAUUUAAAAAUAUUUAGCAAUUAAUCACAGCAUAUCAGAAAAAUGUACACAGUGAGUUCUGUUUAUUUUUUAUAGGUUCAUUACAUUUCUGUUCUUUAAAAUGUAUAUAAGGACCUACCUACCAUAUUGUAUGUACCACCUCAACAUCUCCAUGUUCCAUGCUUACUUGGGCAUCUUGCUAGUAUGUACCCUUUCAAGCACGCUCAAGGGAACUAAAGGGCCUUUUAUUUUUAUAAAGGUUAAAAAAUUUCCCUGAAAUAUUUUGCACUGAAUGUACCAAAGUCGAAGGGACAUUAUACUACGACUAACAGCAGCUCCAUCAUUUGACAAGUUGAAGUAGCUUCUAAAUCAGACUUCCUUCACAGUGCCAUGUCAACCACUGCAAGGACUGUGCAUCUAAGUAAUAAUUUUUUAAGACUCACUCUACGUGAUAGUAUGAUAUGCAUUUAUUUAAAAUGCAUUAGACUCUCUUCCAUCCAUCAACUACUUUAUCGGAUGGCAUUUAUUACAGAUAUUUCGUAUUUCCCCCACUGCUUUUUAUUUGUACAGAGCCACUAUACACUAAGCUUGGUUAGGGAGUCAUCAGCAAUGACAGAGAGCUCAGCUCUCCUUAAUAGUGAGAAUUCCACUUUCCCUCAUCAGUGAAGAUACCAUAAAUUGAAACUCUCAAUACUAUAUUUCUAAGCCUGCAUUUUCACUGAUGCAUAAUUUUCUUAUUAAUAUCAAGAAAAAAAUUUUCUAUGGUCUCUUAGAAACUGCAUGUCCUCAUUGACAGGUCUUCCUAAUUUGAUGAAAGGAUUUCCUCCAUUUUAGUUGCUUUGGGGACUGACCCACACCAUUGUUUGUUCCUUGAUUUAUGACCAUAACUCAUCAAAACAUAAUACAGUAAAGUGGAAUUGAGGGUGGUAAAACCCUUGGAUUAACGUUUAAUUUGACAGCCUGAGGGGUUACAGGCAUUAUCUGUACGUUGCUUUGAGAAUCUUGUUUAUAAGUAUCAUGGACUUCCUGUUGUGGGAAUGUGGGUAACUUUACAUUUUAUAGAGGUUACAUGCACAGUUCUCAUAGGUGUUUUAUAAGUGCAGUUAUUCUCCUGUUAGUAAAGCUGUGUUUACUGUUGGGACCCUCAAGAAGAAUGACACUCAUGUUGUGUUACUGUGUUAAAGAUAAGUAUUGGGUGUGGGAAGAUAUUCCAGGAGAAAACAAAUUAUAGAAUUCUGGAAAAGAUAUAUGGGCUAUUUAUUUGUAUACCAUAAUUGGGCCAGAAAAAAAUAGAAUGACUAAAAUUUUUGACUGGAAUUAUUAGUUUGUACUUAUUUGUCAUGAAUACAAGUAUAUAUUUAAUUUUUGCAAACUGCUUUUACUUGUUUGUAUUCUUUCAUCAUAAAGAAAACAGAGCACGCUAAUACAUUUUUAAAAUCACAUUUUGAUGUAUCAGAGCAUUCCCUAACAGCUAUCAUGGGCUCGUUAAGAGAAAGAUGCCUUUCUUUCAAAAAUACAUUUCUAGAUCAUGUUAGUGUACAUUUGGCUUGAGACACUUUGCCACCAUAUGCCAUAUUGCUAGGCAAAAGAGAUUUGAAAUAAAAUGUUCCUCCGUAACUAUUUCUAAUAAAUGCUGUUUUGCAGUUGAUGCUAAGGCACUCAGCUUCUCAAAUAACAGUUUUAAAUGUAUCCAAACAUUCUUAAAGUAAUAGAAUUUAGUCCCAGUUGGCACUGUUCUCAGAAUUGGGAUUUAUCAAAAUUGUAGCUAGCAUAUCAGAAAACCAUAAUAACCCAUUAAUCUUCAUGGGUAAAACAAAAAGCAGGCAAUAAUAGGUCUACAAAAGUUAAACACAUCCCCAGAAUAAAUUAGAUGUUAUUGUACUCUACACUUAGAAAUACUCAUAAAUAUGUUCUUCCAGACUGUGAACCCCGAUAACUUGGCUCUUUGGUUUUGUCUUAAGAGAUUUAUAAAUAAUGCUACUAACAGUGUAAAAGACAGUUUUGAGCCACCAUGGAUGUAUCAUCUUUGAGGGCACAGGCACACUGUUGGCAUUCCCUCCAUGCCAGUCACAGCAUUUGAUGAUGGAGCUACAAGAUACUAAAUCUGCCCUUCUGAAAGAUGCUCAUAGUCUACCACAGGGGACUGGUGAGCCUUGGUUCCAAAAGCAUUUUAAAUAAAAGACAAAAUUAAAUAAAUUCUACAGUUAAUGAAUGAAGAGAGAAUAGCUUAUUCAUCUCAGAGGCGUGGGUGUGGCUUCAUGUAUGUGAAACUGUUAGCUAAAAGACAUCAUCAUAUAUGUGCUAUUUCUGGUGGGAAAUACAAGGGUGCCAGAGAAUAUCAAUGCUGGUAAAUCUUGAGACACAAAACACAUUCAUACAAUGAGGGUUUACAAUAUGUAAAUGGGGGCUGAGCUGUAAAGGAGCAACACAAGGAUCUUCAAAUGGUCAAAGAAAUGAAGUCUGGAGAUUUCCUCCAGUCCCUGUACUACAACAUAAGUUCUAUUUUCAGUGUAAAACAUCACAGUUCCUGAGCACAAACCACAUAUGGGAUCACUUUUUUUUGUGUGUGUGUGCACAAAAUGAACAGAAGCCAUAGUUUUCUAGUAUAUGUUGUAUUUACAGUUUAAUGGCCAUUCUGUAAUAAGUACAUAUAAAAGACACAGUUGAAUCAGAGAAGGAAUACAUUUUACAAAAUGAAAGUAUAGCACAUCCAAACAUCCUUAUUAAACUCUAGUCUUAAGAAAAAUGGCUGAGAUCUCGUCUCCGCCACCAUGAUGAAAACGCCCAGCAAGGGUGGGGACUGUGGGUUAUGUUUGCAUAGCACUGACGAGUUUCACGGUGCUUAUGGCUGCAUUCUCUUUUGGUCCUCUCUGGUCUCAGGCUGAUGUUGUGAGUGAGAUGAGUCUUCGUACUUUGUUGCCACAAUUAUGUUUCACCUCUAGAAAUAUGAAGACAUGUUUGUACCAAUAUACUCAACUUUCUAAUGUUCUGCUUUCCCAAACGCUCACUCUCUUAAGCAUACUUAGAAUGUGACACUUGCACAGAGGCCAUGGAGAAAGGAGUAUAUUCAUGGAAAAGGCCCCUCACUGAAGUAGUGUUUAUAUUUCUCACCUGUGGGAGGAACUUAAGACAAAUCUGAUUGUGUUCAGUGGAUUUGUACAGCACAGGAGUUUGGCUUUCUUGGGGGUUAUGUAAAAGCAAGAGUAUGAAAAAGACACCAAGAGGCCUGGCUUGCAUUAUUAGUUUUUGAUAACCCUGAGUCUUCAAAGGCCUGGCGGCUGAAUCCCAGUGAUGUGAUAGAAGGGAGCUCAACAGCUUCUGGUCUUUUCUGUAUUCCUGGUGUGUGUUCAAAUGUUUAUCCUUCUUUUACACAGCUAUUUCUAACAGGUAUGCAGCUUAUCAUGAAGACUCUAGAGUUUCAUUCAAUUUAACUUCAUUCAGGAAAUUCUAGGGGCAGGAAAUGAGGCCAUUCUAUUGUUAAAAGGCUUCACUAGCCCCACAUAAGAAGCAGCAUGCAGUUGAAGAAUAUGACCCAAACUCCCAGCUACAGUUGAGAUUCAGGCCAGCUGCCGAUGAGUGGCAUCCUAAACCAGCCGCCCUGCUUCUGUGUGGCUUGACUUUAAAUAAAUGGGACCGUACCUUGAAAGCAUAUUCUAGUUGGCAGAAUCUAUUUGCUUUGUAGUUCUGUGGCAUUUCCAUAUAACUUUUCUAUCGUAGAAACAAAGGAAUGCUAAAAGCAUCAAAGCUUCUGAGCUACCCCUUAAGGUCGACAGACACCAGUAGAAGGGUGAUUAAAAAUAAAACAGAACAGAGAUGCCGGAAAAUUGUACCACCUUGAUAGUGUAAUGCUAGCUACUGUUAAGACUCCAGAGUAAGAGCUGUGUUCCCAGGAACUGGCAUUAUGGAUGUAAUGAGUGUGUUCGCCCUAUCAGAACAAUCUGGGUUAGGAGUAAAGGCACAUUUAAGAGCACAGAAUAGGCAAGGGAACAGUGGAACAGCGGGGCAGGCAUCAUCAGACUUGGAGCGUGCUAGUGGGGUAUGAAUGUGUUCCAUUUUGGCUUCUGAGUUUUGAGAACAAUGCACUCAUGUUUAGUGAAGGCACUGAUUGGCCAUCUACCUGGUGGGAAACGCCCUUGCUGUAUGACUUCAGCAGGCUAAUAUUUCCUGUAUUACAAAAUGUCAUUUAGUCCCAGAGUUUUAAGGCUAAUCAAGCGAUCAAGAAUUCAUAUUAAGUUAUUGCAUUUUUAACUUAAAAGUUAUUGUUACUACUAUCCAGCACUGUCUAUGAAAUAAAAAAUGCUUUUAUUUUGUUAUGCUGAAUUUGUUUUCACAGCUUUUGAGACAUUCUUAUACUAUCCAAUGUUGAUUUAAAUAUUUAUUCCCUAUUAAUCUGGAAAGCAAAGAUCCCAAGUGUGAGGUUACUGAUUUGCAAAAGGAGACCUGAUGAGUGUUCCUAUUGAAGAAGUAACUCAGGAGAGUGGAUACGUUUGCUUAGAUUUUGAUCUUCGAGGUAUUUUAUUCUGGUUUCAUGAUCAAACACCUCAACAGAACAGGGUGGCUCUAGCUGCGUCUGGUUUUUAUGUCUAGUGGCCUUGGGCAGGUGAUAUCUUCAUAUCCAAUUUUCUUUUAAGAUAUUACAGCCCUGAGGAAUGUUGAUAGGUAUGUUGUAUGAUUCAAACUGAAUCAGCUAUUACUGGUGUAGGUAAGAAAUCAAUCAGUAAAAUCUGAUGGUUAUCACCUUCUGUAAAAAGGGAUGGGUAAUGUUCAAGAAACAUCUUGGAAGUGUUCUGUGAGGACCCUAAUGCCCCCAAAAAAUGUAAUUACAGCUUAUUUUUCUUUAUAGGAUAUCAUAAGUAAAUUAUGGGGGCUGUUAGCACAUUGGAAAGUGCAUAAGAUUAUGUUUUUAUAAUAGGGAUGCAGGCAUUCCAAAAUAAAUGAAUAAAAAAAAUACAUGCAUCUCUCUUGCCUCUUGCUGAAAGUAUUCAUCUAAUUUUAUAAUAAUGCUUACUUUUUAAUAUUAAGGCUCUGAAAAAACAUUUUAUUUCUAAGAUUUCAGUAGAGCACAGGUGGUGUGUUGUUUUUAAGCCUUUGCACCUCUCUUCACCAACCCCACUCAUUAUGUCCACUACACCAUAGAUCACACUUCUGAUUUUGUUGAGAUGGUUUAAGCUCUAUUUAUUCAGGUUACGUUUUAGUAGAGAAUAGUAGUGGGAGGUAUUUGCUAUUAGAAUUAAGAUUAUGCAGCCCUCAUUUUACCUUACAUUUACAUUUUUAAGGCACAUAGUUUAGGUCAUUAGAGACAUCCUAGAAUGCUUCAUGGGUGGUAUUACGCAACACUUAGGACUGAAUUAUGAACCAGUUGUUCAUUUUCUGGGAAGUCUGUAUUCUUAUCCUCACCUGAGCCACCAACUCUUGUGUUAUAUUUUUUAUGAUUAUGAAAUGCUUUGAUGGAAAGAUAUUUUAAUGUGUACAAUUUGUUUUAUUUUCAUACUGAUCUCUAUUUUUGUUUAAAACCAUGUUACAUCAUGAAAUCACUUAAUCAAAAAUAAAUCUUCUUUUAAAAAAUGAA